GUCCUCCACGCCGCUGCUUGCGCAGGCAUUGCGACUCCUGGCUCCCGUGGCAGCCCCACUGGGCGAUUGGGUCCUCGUGAUCGGCCGAGGAUACAUCACGGCCUUUACCUGGCUAUACUCGGUGUGCAGCAAGACGCCUUACGAGCUCCAAGCUGCCACGGGCCUGGUCUUGUGCUUCUUUGGUGGUACCUUCGUGGCGCUCUUCGCUGCUGUGGAG
Molecule: messenger RNA, 217 nt
Organism: Symbiodinium necroappetens
Lineage: Eukaryota; Dinophyceae; Suessiales; Symbiodiniaceae
Source: the annotation of a GenBank genome assembly